Acanthoscelides obtectus is the source of this 2757-nucleotide messenger RNA. The record is from the annotation of a GenBank genome assembly. Lineage: Eukaryota; Metazoa; Arthropoda; Insecta; Coleoptera; Chrysomelidae.
GAACGGAGACGAUCGAUGACGUUUUCAUAAGCUUGUUAAGUAGAUGUAGUACAUAAGUUCAAAGACAAAUUCAAAUGGAGAUUGUCACCUGAAAGGUGUCACUAUCCAAUUUAAAAUAAGGUCAACGUAGCAAAAGAAGUUGGAAUGACCAAGACAGAUAUCCACCUGUCUGACGGUACAACUCCUGCACAUUUUGUUUUGGUAUACAAGAAGAGUCUUUUAACAGUUGGGAGACAGGAGAAAUUAGAAUAUUAUAUAUGGAGCCUAACGAAAAAGGGUGUUAUUGUUGAGGCAGAUAAGUUUUCGGCAAACAAAAAUGUCGUGUUUGUUAAGCUACACGCGCCAAGUAAGAUCGUUGCUCGAUAUGCUGAUGCUUUCGAUUUUGAUCUCGUAUGUAGAAAUGCUGAAACGAAGCGGAAAUACCAAGACUGUUGUAGAAUCUUUACAACACCGCUUACAAGGCCUAAUCCCCUAGAUGAAGUCUACAGGAGAGCAUCAGUGACAGUAUCAGGGGGCGUUCCAGAGACUGCCACAAGAGCUGAGUCAAUAUGGGUGCUCGUAGAGAUUAUGAAUAAAACUAGGUUCGGACAAAGACCCAGCGAGUAUGGUAUCUAUAAAUUGCUUAAAGAAAAAGUAUUCAUCGACUCGUAUCCUCUGCACGAUGGGCCAUACGAAUGGACUGACAAUGGACAUUUGAAUGACAGACAGCUACUUGCACGGUAUUGGGGUUCCUUCAAAUGUCUAUAUAAAAUCCAACCGAUCCACCAAAUAGAACGUUAUUAUGGUCCAGAAUACGCAUUCUACUUCGCUUGUUAUGGAUUCUACGUUAAGAUGCUAAUCCCUGCAGCUGUCAUAAGUGUAUUAUGUGUCACUUUUGGUCUUGUGACACUUAAGAUGCAAAGGAUCAAUACACCAAGUGAGGAAAUAUGCUACAGCAAGAUGAUUAUUUGUCCUACAUGCCAUUUUCACACCUGCAAAUUUGAGCGACUCAGCGCUUCAUGUUUCUUUUCGUAUCUGACGUACUUGUUCAACAAUCCAGCAACUGUGGCGAUGUCUUGUAUGAUUUCCUUUUGGUCCACAGCUUUCAUGGAAUUCUGGCAAAGGAACCAGGCAAGUCUAAUGUUACGGUGGAAUCUAAUGUCUAUAGAAGUUGAUACAACUGCCAGACCACAAUUUGCUGAGAAAGCAUCGUAUAAUGUGUAUUCUGAAAUAACUGGAAAACUGGAACCAAUGAUUGCGUUGAACAAAAUCAUAUAUGCCUACGUGUUGACGACUUCCACAAUGAUUCUUCUGGUUCUAGUGAUGAUAUCAGCAUUCUUUGGUGUAAUGAUCUACAAAGUAUCAAUGUCCUACCUAAUUUUAGAAUUCGACAUUCCUGCUAUAAAGGACUAUAACCAGAUGAUAGCCUCCUUCACAGGGGCGAUGAUAUCAGCUUGUCUUAUUCAGGCACUCACAACGGGUUUUAAGAAAUUAGCAAUGUGGUUGACAAAUAUAGAAUACCACAGGACUCAAUCUCAAUUCGAUUACUCCUUCAUUUACAAAAAUUACGCAUUAUCAUUUGUAAAUAAUUAUUCUUCUGUAUUUUAUAUAGCUUUCUUCAAGGGCAAAUUCUUCACACACCCUGGAGACCUGCAGCAUAGGAGCUACUUUGGAGGCCUCAAAUCGGACGUCUGCAGUCCCACGGGCUGCAUCGCAGAUCUAAGCAUCAAUCUCAUGGUCAUUUUAUCAGCAAACAUAUUCGGCCGUAUGGUUUUUACAGCUAUCUUUCCAUACAUUUACACCAGGGUUAACGCUAUGGUCAAGCGUGUCUAUGAUUACGAUCAACUGCCCAAGCCUCAAGAAUUUCAACUACCUGUUUCUGGAUCGUAAUUCGCCGAGAUUUGAGCAAGAUUUGCUCAAUCUCCACCACAACUUCCUCGGAGAUCGACGGCUUCCUGCUUCGUUGUUCAUCGUGGAUGAUCCUACGGACGUCAGAGUACUCUCUUCAUGACCAUUUGAGGACACUGUUUUCCAUAUACUCCACUCAAGUGGCGAUAAAUUCCUAUGGCCAUAUGAACAGCAGUACCUUCAACCGCCAACCAAAGAGUACUUCUUAGUGGACGAAUAUAUGAAGAUGGUGAUCCAAUACGGUUUCGUGGUAUUUUUCAUAGCAGGUUUUCCCUUGGCCCCAGCCAUGGCGUUGGUCAGCAAUAUCUUUGACCUGAGGAUACAUGCAUACAGACUCUCUAGGUGUUUCAGAAGGCCUAUUCCUAAGAGAGUCGCUGGAAUUGGAGCCUGGUUUGGGAUUCUACAGGCUAUUACAUAUGCUGGCGUCGUAACCAAUGCUUUGGUGAUCGCCACAACCAGCGAGUUUGUUCCCCAAUUGAUCUACCUGAUUCGCAAUGAUUUUUCUCUGGAUGGCUACGUAAACUCGACGCUUUCCGCAUUUGCGGUAUCCGAUUUCCAAGCCUAUAGUCGCACCGUGGAUCCGCCAGAGAUCUGUUACUAUUAUGGAAAAAGAAACCCACCAGGACAUCCGCAGAAGUACGGAUUGACUGAAGAUUUUUGGUACACCUGUUGUAUCAGGCUCCUCGUGGUAGUCGUUUUUGAGCACAUCCUGAUGUUUGCGAACAGUAUGAUGGCCUACGCAAUCCCUGACGUUCCUCAAGAAACCAAAGAACAAAUAAUUAUCAACCAGAAGGAAGAAAGAGAGGUCAGAGUGAAGAUGGACAUUGAGCAUCUCAAAUUUCCAAGCUUAUCGAGAAGGACAAACGUCAU